This is a messenger RNA of Argentina anserina (silverweed cinquefoil), 1337 nucleotides long. RefSeq lists its product as uncharacterized. The coding region runs from base 657 to 1220 and encodes 187 amino acids. The transcript is spliced from 2 exons. NCBI's taxonomy places the organism in Eukaryota, Viridiplantae, Streptophyta, Magnoliopsida, Rosales, Rosaceae. The record is from RefSeq and is a predicted model, not a curated record.
CUUCAUUAAGUUUGCACUUGCAUUUUAUAUGGAUAGUAAAUUGUUUACUUCUAUUGUAGCGGGUUCAUAUGUGAGGCAAUUUGUUAACAAUUAAGAUACCGAUUAUUGUACUUGUAGUCUGCUCAACAUAUCUUGUAGAACUCGACACAUGAUGUAACGUGGUGAUGGUUUAGCAAUACAACUUUUAUUGAUCUCAAAAGAAAGAUUUUGAGGGUACCCUGAUGAAGCCGAAAGUUACAGUGAAUAUUCAAUUAGAUUUGUUAAAGGCUCGGGUUGGACCCGACCCGGUAACCCAAUACUUCCUGGCAUGCAAACCCGGCGCCGGCCAUAUAUAGAAUAAUUGGAAAUGGCCAACCUCAUCACGCCACGACCGGGGCAAGUGCCACGUGUGCAGCCACUUCUCUCUUGUUAUAGAAUCUGGAAUUGCAAGUUGCAAAAGGCUCUAGAUUUGACUUCCUUCUUCUUCUUCUUCUUCUUCAGAGAGCCAAAUAUUUCUCUCUCUCUCUCUCUCUCUCUCUCUCAGAUAUCGAAACCUCCAAAUCCCAUAAAGAUGGAAUCCAAAGAUCAGAAUGUGGAGCUGAUUGACGAGGCGAUCAAGAGGCUUUUGGAGGAGAGGAGAAACAGAGGAGUCUCCGGCGAGAGCUUUUUCCAAGGAGAUGAUGAUAAAGACGACCACCUCCUCCUCUCGCGAUUGCUCUCUCAGUGUAGCAUCCUAUUCCCAGUUAGAAUCAGUGAAGGGAAAUGUCGAGGGGAUUCAGAUAGCCGAAGCCUUAACCGAGCCGAUCGAGAAAGAGGUGACAGAAAUCUCGGAAGGUGGUGAAAAGGAGGCGAAAAGUAAGAAUGAGGGUGGUGGUGGUGGUGGUGAAUCAGACAAAGAAGAGAUGGUGAAAGAAUUGAAAAGUCUGAAGAGACAGAACACCAUCACGCACUGGCUUUUAUCUGUGAUGAUAGUGCUGACUGUAGCUUGGCAAGCCUCGGAGGUGGCCAUGCUCUUGAAAGUGAAGCAUGGAUUGAGCCACCCCUUGAGCUACGUCGGGAGCGUGUUUUCGAGCUUGUUCUCGGGGGGUUCGGAUCAAGCUGCAGAGAACGAGAAGCAAAAAAAUGAUACAUUCACUUCUCUCAAGAUGCCUGAGCUCCCCUCUGUGGAGCUACCUGAUAUUGGUUUACAUGGGAAAAAACAUAAAGAGAUCGAGUUUGAUUCUUUUUGUUUUUUUGAGUGAUUUGCUGUAGGAAUAGGAGUGAAGCUAGCUAGCAUUUCAUUUAUGCUUUGUCAGUUGAUGUUUGCAAAAACCUGUUUUUUGUUUUUCAUUGGAUUCAUGAAGAAAUUGCUUUCUGUA